GUCGGAGGUUCUGUAGAUGUGACGUCAACGGUAGGAGUGACGUUUGCGCUGACGUAGCAGGUAUAUGGGCAGUUCUUGGAAUAAGAGACCUACUUGGCGGAAGACCAGAACUGUUUGGGCCACGAUUUUGGAUUCAGCUGAGUGUUUCCAUCGGGAGGUGGCCCCGAAUUCCCGUGCGCAGUCACCAGACGGUUAGGAUCUGCGCGUGGACGCCGGACUUACAGAUCAAUACAGCGUCGUCACUUGCAACGGACAGUCGAGUAUGAGCGUCGGACCCGUAGUAAGUUUCCGGCGACCGUCGUGUUUGGACGUGCACGCCUCUGGGCGUGAAACAUCGCAACAAACUUAGUUUUGAUAGCGACUAUCCGGAAACGGGUGGACCGCCAGGAAAUGAUCGUCCCUGCGCUUGUACUUAUUACUAUUUUACUUCAAGCGGUCACAUGUUCCAGUAUCAAGAUCAACUUCAGGGAAAAGGAAAAGGAGGUGCUUGAUCAGAUCUUAGGUCCAGGACGAUACGACGCCAGAAUCCGACCGUCGGGAGUAAACGGAACAGGGGGACCCACUGUAGUGGCGAUCAACAUCUUUCUACGCUCUAUCAGCAAAAUAGAUGAUUAUAAGAUGGAAUACAGCGUUCAACUCACCUUCAGGGAACAAUGGCUCGACGAAAGGCUCAAAUUCAACGAUUUUGGAGGAAAACUCAAGUAUCUCACCUUAACAGAAUCCAACAGAGUUUGGAUGCCCGAUCUCUUCUUUGCCAAUGAAAAAGAAGGACACACGCACAAUAUCAUCAUGCCGAACGUCUACAUAAGAAUUUUUCCAUAUGGAUCUGUUUUAUACAGUAUAAGAAUAUCCUUAACGCUUUCAUGUCCAAUGAAUCUCAAAUUAUAUCCUUUGGAUCGACAAACGUGUUCUUUAAGAAUGGCUAGUUAUGGUUGGACAACGAAUGACUUGGUGUUUCUUUGGAAAGAAGGGGAUCCUGUGCAAGUUGUUAAGAAUUUACACCUACCACGAUUCACAUUGGAAAAAUUUUUGACUGAUUACUGCAACAGUAAAACGAAUACAGGAGAAUACAGUUGUCUUAAAGUAGAUCUUCUCUUCAAACGUGAAUUCUCAUAUUACCUUAUCCAAAUUUACAUCCCUUGUUGCAUGUUGGUAAUCGUUUCUUGGGUAUCCUUCUGGUUGGAUCAAGGGGCUGUACCAGCUCGAGUAUCACUAGGAGUGACAACUCUUCUAACGAUGGCCACACAAACGUCAGGCAUAAACGCGUCAUUACCUCCGGUAUCCUACACGAAAGCAAUUGACGUUUGGACCGGUGUAUGUUUAACAUUUGUUUUUGGAGCAUUAUUAGAAUUCGCUUUGGUCAACUACGCAUCUAGAUCGGACAUGCAUCGUGAGAAUAUGAAGAAGCAAAGGAGGCAGUGCGAAUUGGAACACGCUGCGUCGAUGGACGCAACAUCAGACCUGAUAGACACUGACAGCAACGCCGCAUUUGCAAUGGUAAGGCUCUUUUCGCUCUGCACGGGAUCGGACAGGCGCAUUACGCAUUGUGUGUCCUUUCAGAAGCCUUUGGUACGACAUCCUGGCGAUCCGAUGAGCCUAGAGAAGGUCAGGCAGUGUGAGAUUCACAUGCAACAGGCGAGGCCAAAUUGUUGUAAGUCGUGGUUGUCAAAAUUCCCAACGAGAUCCAAACGGAUCGACGUGAUCUCGCGGAUAACGUUCCCAUUGGUGUUUGCCGUUUUUAACGUGAUUUACUGGUCGACGUAUUUAUUCCGGGAAGAUAGCGAAGAGUCGUAAAAAACUUUUGCGUGCCGCGCACUCACUGAACUUCUUGCUCAGAGGAUAUUUUUGAAAAAAAUUAACAAAACUAAAAAUAACUUAAAUAAAGACGGACGCAUAACUCAGUAGACAUCAUACUCUUACUAUAUAAAUAAGUCGUAUAAUACGCAAACGCUUAUACAGGGAGGUAUAAUUUACAACAACAACAUCAACAACAACAGCCGGAUGAAAAAAAGAUAUUGCCCCCGACAAAUAUCAGAUAUCAUAAGGGAACUCGUAGAUUUCACACGUCUGUUAGCGUAUAACCAUACAGACACUAAUGCACCACAAAAAUCUAACUAUGUACCCAAUCUUCCAGUUGCGGAAAGCGGCGAUUAUCGUCGGCCGACUUCAACCUGUAGCUGUUUUUAAGUGUCUUGUGUUGAGCGCAUGUUUUAACAACUAUGUACACAAAACUCACUCAUUUAUUAUUGGAGAUAAACCCCCUCCCCGACCGAUAAACGUUAAAAAAAAUCAUGCACAGUAUUAAGUGGUGCCAAUUGCGAGAAACAGAACAAUCACGUAUUUUCGACUGGUUGAGCUAGAAAUCGCUAUAUCAUAGGCAUUCAACCACAAGGAAAUAAUCACACUGCCAAAGGAACUGAGAAGAUUAAGAAGACGGACAAGUUUUAUUUUUGAGUUUUAAGCGGUUUUAUGGAAUUUGUGAUCUCCAAUACUAAAAGAGGACGUCAGUGCAGACUGUUUUUGAACGUUUGUCGUUUUUUCGUUACGUUGCUCUGUUGAAUUUUAUCUGUGUGAUCCUUAACGGUGAACCGCACAAUCAACAAGGUUGAUAAUAUUAGAGUUUUAAUACGACAUAAAUUACUUUCCAUCGUACAAGUAGGAAAUUGUGAUAUGUUUUUUAGGGUAUUUAUUGCGAUAUUACCGAUACCUAUUAUAUAAUUGAAAUAUGUAAAAUGAUAUAAAAUGAAAUAAAAAAAACUCGGAUAACUGUACAAUAGGACAUAUUAUAUUGUAAUAUUAAGGAUAUAUAAGUUUAUAACUUAUAUUGUUUAGCAUAUAGGUUUAAAAUACUAUCUUAAUAUUAAAUAAAUUGUUUUAAUUUUAA
Messenger RNA from Onthophagus taurus, 2884 nucleotides. It is a transcript of the gene GluClalpha, whose product is annotated as glycine receptor alpha 1. Gene Ontology annotation, molecular function: transmembrane signaling receptor activity; extracellular ligand-gated monoatomic ion channel activity. Gene Ontology annotation, biological process: monoatomic ion transmembrane transport. The record is from RefSeq and is a predicted model, not a curated record. Gene Ontology annotation, cellular component: membrane. NCBI's taxonomy places the organism in Eukaryota, Metazoa, Arthropoda, Insecta, Coleoptera, Scarabaeidae.